ACCCCAUUGUGCAGCGGUAAUCUUAUAAAGCUUCGGCAAGCCUUUUCCUGCCGCAAUGUCACACAGCUUGUUCUCUUGCAGUGUCUGCAUAGCUUUCAUUCGAAUAAGUACACGACAUGGCGACAGGCAGUGAUUACAAAGAUCACGAAGUGAUGGGUGGGAAGUUCGACGAUCCGGAGCAACUUGAGGCAGUGCGUCAAGAGGCUUUGCAUCAUGGCCAUCUUUCCGCCGAGGAGCUCGAGAUCGAAAAGAAGCUGCGGAGAAAGAUCGAUGCGCGAAUCAUGCCGGUCCUCAUCACCAUCUACCUAAUGAACUACAUUGACAGAAACAACUACGCGGCGGCACGUCUGCAAGGCUUGGAAGAAGAUCUUGGCCUCACUGGCGAUCAGUACCAGACGGGUCUUUCGAUCCUGUUUGUCGGUUACAUUUUGAUGCAGGUACCGUCAAACAUCAUUCUAAAUUGGGUUGGCCGACCGUCUUGGUAUCUUGGUUGCGCCACCGUCGCUUGGGGCUUGGUGUCCUGCGUAACAUCGCAAGUGCACAACUACUCGGGCAUCGUGGCAGCACGCUUCAUUCUCGGUAUUGUCGAAGCACCGUUCUUUCCGGGCGCUUUGUUCUACCUGAGCAAAUGGUACACGAAGGAGGAACUGGCAAAACGUAACGCGAUUUUCUACGCUGGAUCACUGGUCUCGGGCGCAUUCGGUACGCUCAUUGCAGCGGGAAUCCUAAGUGGAUUAGAUGGAAAGCUUGGACUGGCUGCUUGGAAAUGGCUUUACAUCAUUGAAGGUGCCGUCACCAUGGCUGUUGGUAUCGCAGCAAUAUUCAUCUUGCCCGAUUUCCCUGAGACUUGGAAUGGAUUGACACCGGAGAUGAAGCGCGUGGCCAUCAGGCGCCUAGCAAUCGAUGCCGCAGAAGCAGAUGUUGACGAGGCAGGCGGUAUGAGCCAGAUCAAAGGCAUGAAGCUUGCCUUUACCGAUCCCAAGACAUAUAUCCUCGCCAUCGCUUAUAUGGGUAUCACUGGUUCAGCAGGCUUCCAGAACUUCUUCCCUACCCUCACACAAACCCUGGGAUAUAGCCGCAUCAUCUCCCUGCUUCUGGUCGCACCACCCUACGUCUUCAUGGUUUUCUACUCCUACGGCCACUGCUAUCUCUCCGAUAGCAUGGGCAAACGUUUCUGGUUCCUCGCCUACCCAGUCGCCAUCUCCAUCAUCGGCUUCCUGAUCUUCAUGUUCACCGACGACUUCGGCCCGCGCUACUUCUCCUUCUUCCUGAUGAACUUCGUAUUCGCCCAAAACGGCACAAUCUACGCCUGGAUCUCCAAUGCGAUUCCUCGCCCGCCCGCCAAGCGCGCUGCUGCGCUGGCCUUCAUCAACAGUAUCGGCAACUCGGCAUCCAUCUGGACGCCAUUCACGUACAUUCCCAGCUCCAAGCCGCAUUACCGUCCUGCGCUGGGUGUGUGCAUUGGUCUGCAGAUUCUGAGUUUGGCGUGCUUUGUGAUUAUGAAGCUGUAUCUUGAGCGCCAGAAUAAGCAGAUGGCUCGUAUGGAGAAUGAGGAUGGUGAGUUGACAGAGAAGGAUAUGAAGAAGCUUAGGAAGACGGCGGAGGCAGAGGGGAUUGAUAUCGCGGCUGCGAGGGUGCUGCAGAAGGGCUAUCGGUACAUGAUUUAGAUGUUGACUGUAUGUUCGAGGCCAUAAUGUCGGAAAUGAGAUGACGUGAGAUAAGAACAGCAGUCUGAUACCAGUGCACUUAUAAUACUAGUGCACUUAACUGAGUAAGGGACGUCUAGUCUUGGUCACUGAUGAACUCCUCUGUUUAUAUCAAGACAAGAAAACAUCGAACGACUCUUCCUGUGCUACAUUUCAAAUUUCAAGCCUUCCAUACGCAGAAAACGUAUUUCAGAAGUGACGCGUUUCGGAACGAGGAACAAGAGCCCGAGUCCUUAUCGAGAUUUCAUAUAACUA
This is a messenger RNA of Boeremia exigua, 1961 nucleotides long. Its product is annotated as putative MFS transporter. The record is from RefSeq and is a predicted model, not a curated record. NCBI's taxonomy places the organism in Eukaryota, Fungi, Ascomycota, Dothideomycetes, Pleosporales, Didymellaceae. Bases 117 to 1667 code for a protein of 516 amino acids. Gene Ontology annotation, cellular component: membrane. Gene Ontology annotation, biological process: transmembrane transport. The transcript has 5 exons. Gene Ontology annotation, molecular function: transmembrane transporter activity.